AUGGACAAACAUCCAUCACCGAAAGAUAAAGUUUAUGAUGAAAUUUACGACGUAUUAGGUGAUGGAGACCAAACAAUUACUAUUGAAGACACAUCUAAACUUCUAUAUUUGGAUCAAGUGUUAAAGGAAACACUUCGAUUAUUUCCAGUAAUACCGUUAAUACUUAGGAAACUUCAAGGUGAUGUUAAAAUUAUUUCAAAUAAUAUUGUUCUACCAAAAGGAUCUACGUGUUACCUAAGUCCAUUAGCCACUCAUCGUGAUUCAGAUUCAUACCCAAAUCCUACUAGUUUUGAUCCAGAAAACUUCAGUCCUGAAAAUAUUGCAAAGCGACAUAAAUAUAGUUUUAUAGGUUUUAGCGGUGGCCCAAGAGGUUGCAUAGGAUCCAAGUAUGCUAUGCUGUCGAUGAAAGUUCUAGUAGCUACAUUCUUGCGAAACUACAGUGUUCAUACGGAUUGCAAAUUUAACGAUAUUAAAUUAAAAUUAGAUUUGUUAUUGAGAAGUUCCAAUGGUUAUCCUGUUACUAUUCGAACACGCGAUAGGAGACCUGUAUAUAAAUUUAAAUUAGAAUACAUUUAGAUGACUAAUUUUAAGAUACCUAAUUAGUAAUUACUAUAUUAAUAUCUUAGAGUUUAGAUCAGUAGUUUUCAAACUUUUAUUAAACUUGACACACCGUACUUCACGAAAAAUAUUCAUCGCACAGUGACUUUUUUUUUUGCACUAAAUAAUUAGAUGAACAAAAUUGUUUUGAAUUAUAAUUAUAUAUAAGUAUAUUUAAUUAGAAAAGUGUGCUUGAUGGAUCAACAUUUUUUUAAUAAUUAUAUUUUAAUAAUUGUAUUCUUGGACGAAUAGUUGAACUUUCCGAAAGACCACAGCACACUUAGUGAAUGCUUGCGGCACACCAGUGUGCCGCGGCACCCAGUUUGAAAACCACUGGUUUAGAUCAUAUUAUCAUACUAUAUGGACGGAGCUCAUGCCCAUAACAACCGUAUAAACAAUCUGACACAUAUAGUAUAAAAGUAAUAGAUGUUUGAUUUGCACAUGCGUAAGGCAAACCGUCGCAUAUUUAACUGUUUGCUGAUUGAUUCAUAGUUAUAUUAUAUAUAUAUAUUCAAAAUUCAAAUAGAUAAUUCUGCGACAUUUCUUUUCACGCAUGCUUAUAGUUUGUUCGUAUAAUACAGAGACUAUUGUAGCUAAUAUGUGCUUCAAAUUGAAAGCAUGGGUGCAUCGUCCACCCAUAGCAUAUGAUCCAAGGUUAAUAUAAUACUAGGUUUUUUAUAAACGAUACACAGUAAUAUUUUUAGAAACCUUUUAUUUUUGGACAUAUUUAUCAGAUCUUUUAAAUUUGUUAUUUUAAAUCAUAAUACUAUUGAUAAGAUUUUAACUUGGAAUUGUAUUAAAUCUAUUUAUUUUAUU
This is a messenger RNA of Acyrthosiphon pisum (pea aphid), 1413 nucleotides long. Its product is annotated as cytochrome P450 4g15. Gene Ontology annotation, molecular function: monooxygenase activity; iron ion binding; oxidoreductase activity, acting on paired donors, with incorporation or reduction of molecular oxygen. NCBI's taxonomy places the organism in Eukaryota, Metazoa, Arthropoda, Insecta, Hemiptera, Aphididae. The record is from RefSeq and is a predicted model, not a curated record. Bases 1 to 576 code for a protein of 191 amino acids. The transcript is spliced from 4 exons.